Molecule: messenger RNA, 796 nt
Organism: Anopheles maculipalpis
Lineage: Eukaryota; Metazoa; Arthropoda; Insecta; Diptera; Culicidae
Product: SOSS complex subunit B homolog
Exons: 2
Coding region: 8-718 (236 amino acids)
Biological process (GO): mitotic cell cycle checkpoint signaling; double-strand break repair via homologous recombination; response to ionizing radiation
Cellular component (GO): SOSS complex
Molecular function (GO): DNA binding
Source: RefSeq, a predicted model, not a curated record
ACACGUUAUGGCCGUUAACAUGUAUGGUCCGAUGCAAAACCAUCCGCCACCCAACCCGAACCCGAUUGAUCUGAUGGCCAUCAAGGACAUCUAUCCGGGGAUGAAAAAUAUCAAUGUUAUCUUCAUCAUACUCGAGAUUGGGCCCGUCACACUGACGAAGGAAAAUCGGGAAGUACGCACCUUUAAGGUGGCCGACCAGAGUGCCGCCAUCAACGUGUCGAUUUGGGACGAACCGGGCAAACAACUAUUGCCGGGCGAUAUUGUGCGUCUGACGAAAGGAUAUGCAAACGUUUGGCGCCAAUCGCUUACACUGUACUCGGGUAAAAAUGGCGAGAUUGUACGAUUGGGCGAUUUCUGCUACACCUUCAACGAGAUGGUGAACAUGAGCGAACCGAACCCCAAUCUGAGCGCAUCCAUACCCCAGCCUGUCCUUAACAAUGGUUCGGGUGGUGGACCUAACGGUGGCAACAGCAACAAUGGCACUGGAAAAACGAUGGGCACUCCCAAACCGGGACCUAACAAUAACCCGCUACUUGCCGCUAGUGGACCACAGCAACCGAAACCACAUGCCGCCACGACACGCUACUCGGUAGCGGCGGCAGCAGCAGCGGCAGCCGCCACACCACCCAACAUCAUGAAACCGACGCAGAAAAACUCCCCCCGAACUGGUCGUAACAGUCAAGCGAAAAGUACCGCAGUGAAAGGUGACCGUAGAUAACAGUUAGCGGAUGCGCUUGGUACAGCAGCGGCCCCGACAACCGUUAGCGAUAGUUUUAUUUUACCGUCUAGCAAUGUA